GAAAGGUAAAUACCAAUUACUCAAAUUCUCAAAUACCAACCAUCCAAUUCACCAACUCUUGAAGUUUCCUCUCUUCAAAAGAUAGUAUCUCUUAUCUAUUCAAUAUUUCCGUCUAAUUUCGUGAUAAGUUACUGACUUACGAUUUCAUUAUCAGAAAAUUCUAUUCAUAUAUUGACUCGUCAGAAAUAUUUUCGAAAACAAUAUAAUUACGACUAUUAGGAGGUGAGGCGAGUCAAAUCAAAUCAUGGCGACUCAGUCGACCGGUGUUGUUGUGCCACGAAACUUUCGCCUUCUUGAGGAAUUGGAAGCUGGUCAGAAAGGUGUAUCAGAUGGAACUAUCAGUUGGGGUUUAGAAAACGAUGAUGAUAUGACUUUGACACAUUGGAUGGGCAUGAUAAUUGGACCUCCUCGAACACCAUAUGAAAAUAGAAUGUAUUCAAUCAAAAUUGAGUGUGGCCAAAAAUACCCUGAUGAUGCACCAACAGCAAAGUUUAUAUCUAGAAUAAAUAUAAACUGUAUCAACAGCAAUACAGGAGUGGUGGAUAACAGACAAGUUCCUGUGUUGGCUAGGUGGCAGAGAGAUUACUCCAUAAAAACCGUUUUACAAGAACUUCGUAGAUUGAUGACACUAAAAGAAAACAUGAAGCUCACUCAGCCUCCAGAGGGCAGUUGCUUUUAGCCGUCAAGUCAGCAAAACACUCCUCCUUUAUCUUCGGUUGCAAUGUGUCCCAUGAAUGUUGAUACCUGCACCAGCAAGUCAUGUUGUCUCAUCUAGCAGAACCAGUCGCAGUGUCACCUCAAUAUCGAAAAUGUUGCAUUUCUACUGAAAAGGUGUACAGCUUUGAGAGCUAUGUAUAGCAAGAAAUAUUUUAAGCAUAUAAGUUGAUUGAAUUAUUCCAAAUUGGUAAAGAAUGUAUGGAUAUAAUUUGAAAUAUUCUUUGAAAGAUAUUUUUUGUGAAGGAGUCAAUGUUUCUUACUGUUUUUUGGGUAUUGUGAACCUUCGUUAAUCUGUAAAAUAAUCAAAGCUAAAUCAUUAGAGAAUCUGCUGAAGUGUAAAUUGAACAGUUCAUCCCUAUAAGAGGAAAUUCUUCAGUUUUCCCUUUAUUGCCCUUCAGCAAAUCCUCUAUCGAUUCAGUUUUGUCUGUUUUUUUGAUUGUGGAAGUACCCAAAAAACCAGAAAUGAUUUGAAAUAUUGACACCGCAUAUUGUUUACCGCGUUCUGCAAAUCCUUUCAGAACUAUUCUUAAUCGGCUUAGAUGGCAGUGACAUACGUGUUGAAUUUGCAACAGUCUUGUUACUUCAAAUGAAAUGAAAGUAUUUCCAAGCUUUUUAAUAUGUGACAUAGCAUUUAAAAGCUGUACUGCUUAUUUCAUUUCCUUUAUGAUUUUUUUAAGUGGACUGUGUUGCUGUUAUUUGUUAGGGUAAAUUUUAAAAUAUUUGUUGAACAAUUUUGUGAUCUUUAACAAAAUACACUUGUAAUAAUUGUAACUGAAGUAAAUGUAAUUAGAACUGAGGUUCGUUUAAGCCAAUA
This is a messenger RNA of Leptinotarsa decemlineata (Colorado potato beetle), 1531 nucleotides long. RefSeq names its product Ubiquitin-conjugating enzyme variant 1A (gene Uev1A). NCBI's taxonomy places the organism in Eukaryota, Metazoa, Arthropoda, Insecta, Coleoptera, Chrysomelidae. The record is from RefSeq and is a predicted model, not a curated record.